AGCAGAGUUUGAAGGCUGCAGGGGGCUGCCUGGAGGCUACUGCCCAUGCUGUGUCCUCCUGCAGGUUCCUGCAUCAUGAGCACAGGUGAGGACGCCAGGUGGCUGCAGUGGGUGACCAAACAGUUUGAGAGCAUCGCUGGAGAGGACAAAGAAAUCAACUUGGAGGAGUUCAGAACUGCUCUCCAGGUGAAGGAGUCCUUCUUUGCUGAGAGGUUCUUUGCCCUGUUCGACACGGACGGGAGCGGCACCAUUAGCUUGGAGGAGCUGCUGAAAGCCCUGAGCCUGCUUGUGCAUGGCACUGAGAUGGACAAGCUGAGGUUCCUCUUCCAGGUGUAUGAUGUGGAUGGCAGCGGCUCCAUCGACCCUGACGAGCUGCGCCUGGUGCUGCGGUGGUGCCUGCAGGAGAGUGCCAUCACCCUGCCCGAGGAGCGCCUGGGGGACCUCACCCUGGCCCUCUUUGAGGCUGCUGACAAGGACCACAGCGGCUCCAUCACGUUUGAGGAGCUCAAAGAGGAGCUGGAGGCUUGCCCAGAGGUCAUGGAGAACCUGACCAUCAGUGCAGUGAGCUGGCUGAAGCCCCCACCAGCCGUGGAGAGGAGCCACCAGCCACGCUGCCUGACCCGGGCCUACUGGCAUAACCACCGUGGCACAUUGGUCUUCCUGGGGGGCUACACCAGCCUCAACCUCCUGCUCUUCUCCCUGGCUGCCCUGCACCACGCCAGUCGUGGUGGCUGGGUGAUGGUGGCCCGGGGCUGUGGGCAGUGCCUGAACUUCAACUGCACCCUCCUAGCAGUGCUGAUGCUGCGGAGGUGCCUGACCUGGCUGCGAGCCACCCCCGUGGCCAAGGUUGUGCCCCUGGACCAGCACGUUGUUUUCCACCAGCUCGUGGGGUACGUGGUGCUGGCACUGGCAGCUGUGCACACAGGUGCCCACCUUGCCAACUUCAGCAGGCUGGCACGGCAGGAGGGGCACCAUGCCCUCACCGAGUACCUCUUCUCAGCCCUGCCCGAGGUGGGGGGCCUGGGGGGCACGGCCUCGCAGACAGGACUGGCGCUGCAGGGGCUGCUGGCUGCCAUGCUCGCCUUCUCCAGCCCCUGCGUCCGGCGCAGCGGCCACUUCGAGGUCUUCUACUGGACCCACCUUUCCUACAUCUCUGUCUGGACCCUCCUCACCCUCCAUGGCCCCCAUUUCUGGAAGUGGUUUGUGGUCCCUGGUUGCCUCUUUGUGCUGGAGAAGGUGCAGGGCUUGGCUUGGCGGCGUGCCGGGGGGCUGCGCAUCGUGGAGGUCAACCUGCUCCCCUCCAAGGUGACUCACCUUGUGAUUGAGAGGCCACAGUCUUUCCACUACAAGCCUGGAGACUACAUCUACCUGAACAUCCCAGCCAUUGCCACCUACGAGUGGCAUCCCUUCACCAUCAGCAGUGCUCCUGAGCAGCAAGAGACCUUCUGGCUGCACAUCAGGUCUCUGGGCCAGUGGACCAACAAGCUCUAUGAAUACUUCCAGGAGCCCAAAUCUCCCAUACCAGAGCCAAAACCACUCAGCAGGAGCCUGAGGAAGAAGAGACAACAGUGCUGGGUCCAGGAAGGUCUCUGCAGCAGAAUCAGCUCUGAGAAGGGGUUAGUGGCCACUGGUGAGGAUGGAUCCAUUCAGCUGAAGUCAUACAAAACUACCUGCACUGCUGCCUCAAGAGAGGAGGACCCACCAAUGGAGGGGGUCUCCACUGGGCUGGGCGAGACCCAUCGGCUCUGCAGUGUCAAGUGCUACAUCGACGGCCCCUACGGGACCCCGACGCGGAAGAUCUUCGGCUCGGAGCACGCUGUGCUCAUCGGCGCCGGCAUCGGCAUCACUCCCUUCGCCUCCAUCCUGCAGAGCAUCAUGUACAGGUACCGCCGACGAAAGCAGAGCUGCCCCAGCUGCCACUACUCAUGGUGUGGGGACCUGCAGGACGAGGAGAUGGCACUCAGGAAGGUUGACUUCAUCUGGAUAAACAGGGACCAGAAGCAUUUUGAGUGGUUUGUCAGCCUGCUAACAAAGCUGGAAAUGGAGCAGGCUGAGCAGGAGGCAGGAGGGAGGUUUCUGGAGAUGCACAUGUACAUGACAUCAGCCCUCAGCAAGAAUGACAUGAAAGCCAUCGGGCUGCAGAUGGCUCUGGACCUCCUGGCCACCAAGGAGCAGAAGGACUCCAUCACAGGACUUCGGACCAGGACCCAGCCUGGCCACCCUGACUGGGGCAAGGUGUUUGGGAAGGUGGCAGAGGAGAAAAGAGGGAAGGUCCAGGUCUUCUUCUGCGGCCCACCAGCGCUUGCCAAAGUCAUCAGGGCACAAUGCGAGCGCUUUGGCUUCCCCUUCUUCAAGGAACACUUCUAGCCAUGGCCUUAGCCUCCCUGCCUGCCCCACCAGCCCAGAGGCAGGGCAAUGGGCACCAGCACCACCUGGGCUGCCUCCAGGCUGCUCCUCGGUCAGGGCUGGAGAGGGUGGGAAGCACCAUGAGUGAGGGACAGGGAGGAGAAUGGCUCAGCUGGGCCAUGGGGCUUUGAGGGGCAUGGGAUGGGCUCCUGGAGCCACUUGGGGGAUCCUGGAGCAUCCUGCAGGGGUUUUGAGGGGCAAAGA
This is a messenger RNA of Pogoniulus pusillus (Red-fronted tinkerbird), 2610 nucleotides long. RefSeq names its product NADPH oxidase 5 (gene NOX5). Gene Ontology annotation, biological process: superoxide anion generation; defense response. NCBI's taxonomy places the organism in Eukaryota, Metazoa, Chordata, Aves, Piciformes, Lybiidae. Gene Ontology annotation, cellular component: plasma membrane; NADPH oxidase complex. Bases 46 to 2367 code for a protein of 773 amino acids. The record is from RefSeq and is a predicted model, not a curated record. The transcript is spliced from 16 exons. Gene Ontology annotation, molecular function: superoxide-generating NAD(P)H oxidase activity; calcium ion binding.